Procambarus clarkii (red swamp crayfish) is the source of this 3097-nucleotide messenger RNA. NCBI's taxonomy places the organism in Eukaryota, Metazoa, Arthropoda, Malacostraca, Decapoda, Cambaridae. The record is from RefSeq and is a predicted model, not a curated record.
AUGGCAUUAAUGUCGGUGGGCUACGCCCAGACUGCCACCUACUACUGGGGCUCCAUCGACGCCAACAUGUCAGCUAUGCCGACCGACAGCAUACGAAAAAUUCAAGGACCGUUUGGCUUUGGCACCGGCAUUUCUUUAGACAUGUCGCAGCACCAGUGCAUGGUGCAGGAGGUGUACAACAAGGCGUUCGACAACUGCUCUGCCAACCCCGCCAACUGUCCCCUGGGCUUCAGUCUGAGUGUGUGGGUCAAGGUGAACAUCACAGACAGUUACUACUCGAGCAUCAACCAAACAACUGUAGAUGUGUCCAACUUUCAGACCAUUGUAUCCACUGGUGAGUCACACUCCACCACCCCAACUUUCAGACCAUUGUAUCCACUGGUGAGUCACACUCCACCACCCCAACUUUCAGACCAUUGUAUCCACUGGACGCAGAGUAACACCACCGUGACCACAGGACGCAGACUGUUUGUGAUGCAGAAGAAGCAGGCGCAGAGGAGGAUGCCUUCGUCAGCCACGGCCAAGAACGCGCUCUCUCCGCCCAAGAUGAUGGUCGGGUGUCACACGGACGCGGACGACACCACCUACAGGAACUUCCUCAACGCUCAGGUCGACGAACUCGCCACCUGGACCAAAGAGCUCAACGACACGGAGACUCUCUACUUUAUGGGUGGUUACGCCGCACAGUUCGCCUCCAGCACCCCGGCGGACUUCCAAGCUCAAGUGUCUCAGGCCAACAUGAAGGACCCGGAGACGGCCGCCACACUCAUCAACGGACUCAACAACAUCAUCAAUGACCAGAACACUAAGAACACUCUGGCAGCCUCGUCUGAUGGCUCCUCUACGACUGCUGCCAGCCCCACCCAGUCCCCGGAGGCGACGGCGUCCUUCCAGACGAUGCUCAAUAUUGUGAUGAACGUCACAUCCUCCGUGUUCACUAACGUCUCCGCCCUCCAGUGUAACAAGAUAUUGGGUUUAUACGACGCAGUGAGUAGCUUGUUUGCGCCAAACAAUCAAGAAAUGAUGUUGAAUGUGCAGCAAGGGGACAACUCCGGGUCUGCCGGCGUGAUGCAGAACCUGACCCAGUGGACCUCAGAGUUGCUGCGACAAGUCAACUCCACCACUCCUAUCAACUUCACCAAGGUCACCGACAAUAUGUUGCUGGUGGCCUACAAGAGGAACCUGAGUGAGUGGCGGAGCGGUCCGCAGUUUGUGACAGCUCCAGACUACAGCAACGUGGGCCUGCCCGCCGUCUGGGACUUCCCUUACGACCGUGCUGCAGUGUCGAGUGCCCUGGUGAGUGACCCAGCCUGUGCUAACCGAGCCAUCAAUCUUAUCUUCAUCUCCUCGAGGACCUAUGACCGCACAGCCUUCGACUUUGUCAACGAGGCGAGGAUGACUCCGUCACCAAACUACAUCGUAGACUCUCACACGCUGACGGUGAACGUGACGUGUGACGCCGCCCCCAAAGGUGCCCCCAGUAACGCCUCCAGCUGCCAGCCCUCCGCCGAUGACCUCCUGAGUAACCCCGUGAGGCUGAAGCUCCGUCACACGGUGGUCAACACCUACCCGUCCAGGGCCCUCAAGUUCCACCAGGGCAGGUUGGUUAAGGAGAUUACGGCUCGAUACUGUGUGUGGUGGAACCCAAACCUGAGCGACUUCGGUGUGUGGGACAGCUCGAACUGCGUCCUCUUAGAGACUACUGAAGAGUACACCAAGUGCGCAUGCGCUCAACUGGGCACUUUCGCCGUCAUGGCGAAGAGGACCCCGCCUAAGGUGGUGCCAGUGGACGCAACAUGGCUGACGGUGUUGAGAUAUGUGGGCUACAGCCUCUCCUUCCUCUUCAUCAUCUUCUACAUCAUCGUCGUCCUCGUCUCCAGGGAUCUGAAGGACCAGUUCCACGUGAUGGGACUGAACCUGGCGAUAGUGGUGCUGCUGGGCGCCGUGUUCAUGCUGGUGAGCGACCUCAACUCUGUGCGUGCCAACAGACACACCUGCACCGCCAUCGGCACCCUCAUACAUCUCUUCUACCAGGCCGCCGGCGCCUGGAUCUUCUCCCUGGGCUGUGCCUCCUUCAGCGCCAUCACUUCCGGAGUGAUAGGGGGUCGCCUCCACUCUUACAUCCCCAUCUCCUGGGGUCUGCCGCUCAUCUCCGUGGGGGUUACCUACCUCUUCUUCUUGUUUGACCUUGGAGAGGAUCCGCGCUGCUUCAUCUCAUGGGCCAACCCGGCCAAGAUUGUCUUCUUCGGCUUCCAGAUGUUCUUCGUCAGUAUCUCCUUCAUCUGCGCCACCAUCGUUCUCUGCAACAUGGCCACUCCCGCCCUCAGGAAAGACAACCUCAUUGAUGACUACGGAUCAUUCUGUAAAGGCGCCGCCUACGUGGUGCUCUUCUUCGACGUGACGUGGAUCUUCGGGCUUCUCUGCUACCUCCAACUGGGCUUCACCUAUCCCGACUUCUAUCCCAUCUUCCAAGUGCUCAACUCUUGGACGGGACUCGUCAUCUUCCUCUUCAUGGGCAUGGGCUCCAGGAGGUUCAACAUGGUGGUCGCUGGCCAGGCCAAGCUUAGGCGCCAGAUGCUGGUGGGUUACGCCUUUGGGACUCCGGGAGCAGCAGCAGGCGCCGAUGACACGCAGAAAUUGGGCUCCCCUGAUGACCAGCUUCCCACUCCCUCACACGUCCCUGGCACCCCUAGUCCCUCACCCCUCGCCACGCCCUCACCGUCAAAGGUGGCCGGUCGACCUUCCUCCCGUACGUUCUCGCCUGUCUUAUAAUAAACCUGUACCAUCUGUGUGUGUGUGUGAGGGCCUGCAGCUAUAUGUACCACCUGUGUGUGAUGCCUUCAGCCAUCUAUAUAUGACGCCUGUCGGUAAGCAAUUAUUUUAGAUGUGCUGAACAUGUCUCUUACUCCAAGUCAUGCAUAGACCCCAAUCACUACGAGGGACUUUCAACUAGGAACCAUCAUCGCUACCAGGGACAUCCACUCCUUGAAGGAACCACUGUCACUACCAGGGACCCCCAAUGCUAGCAGGAACCACUGUCACUACCAGGGACCCCCAGCGCUAGCAGGAACCACUGUCACUACCAGGGACCCCCGCC